Amphiprion ocellaris (clown anemonefish) is the source of this 1854-nucleotide messenger RNA. RefSeq names its product dynein regulatory complex subunit 3 (gene drc3). The transcript is spliced from 13 exons. NCBI's taxonomy places the organism in Eukaryota, Metazoa, Chordata, Actinopteri, Pomacentridae. Gene Ontology annotation, molecular function: protein binding. The record is from RefSeq and is a predicted model, not a curated record. Bases 142 to 1701 code for a protein of 519 amino acids.
CUGACUUUAUCAAGGUACUAAAACUUGUUUUGUGUGGGGUUUUUUUUUACCAGCUUUUACUACCAAAAACAACAGCAGAUAGAUUCUACUCUUGUUGUAUUUAGAGUGUAAAGUGGUGCCUCCAGUAACAGCAGUAAGAGGAUGUAUUCUGGUGAAGCUACGCCCACUACGAUGGAUGAGGAGUUUCUGAUGGAGACUGCGCUUGAGCAACUUUAUCCAAAACAGGCCUGGUGUCUCCCCAAACUCAAGGAAAUCCACUUUAGUGAAAUCCUUAAAUUGCGUCUGGAGUACAAAAACAUCCAGAAGAUCGACAACCUGUGGGAUUUUAAAUCUUUGGAAAAGCUUGAUUUGAAUAACAACUGCAUAGAGAAGAUUCAGGGCCUGGACCAUCUGAUUAAUCUGACAUGGAUUAAUCUAUCUUUCAACAGGAUCGAAAAAAUCGAGGGUCUCGCCGCUCUGCAGAAACUUGAAGUGCUGGAUUUGUCCAACAACAGAAUCUCCGUCAUUGAAAACGUGGACACACUUGAAAAUAUCACUCAUUUCUUCAUUGCAAACAACCUCAUUGAAGAGCUGGACAAUGUGCUGCAGCUCAAGAAGUUCAAGAAGCUGUUCACACUCAAUCUAUAUGGAAACCCUGUCACUAAAGAAGACGAUUACAAAGUUUUCAUCGCUGCUCAUAUGCCAAACUUGACGUACCUCAACUACAGGGUCCUGGACAGUGCAGUAAGAAAUGAAGCAUCUAUCAAAUACCAACAUGUCCUAGAGAAGAUGCAACAACAAGAGCUGCAGAGACAAAAACAUGAAGAGGCUCAGAGACGCCAGGAGGCUGAACUAAAACUACACAAAGAUGCCUUUGUGGAGUCCCUUAAUGGGUCUUAUCUGUUUAACAGCCUGUUUCAAGAUGAUCCCGAGGCAGAAACGUUCCGCCUCAUUCCAGAAUUCCUUGACCUUGCACUUACAUUUGAGAACCAAAUGGUGGAGCUGUGUGUGCAGUUAUUUGAAAUGGGCCUGACAGAGCUCCAACGAAGGCAGACGGAGGUGAAUUCUUUCUGUAGCGACCUGGAUAUGGUUGCAGCUGAUUACCAGCAGAAAGCAACACAGAUGUUGGAAAGGUUUGAUGAGCAGCACAAAGAGAGUAAAGCAGAGUUGCAGCAGAUAUCCGACCUGGACGAACUUGACGUCAAGAUCAACCAAUGCAAUGAUGAAAUCAACCAGCUCUGCAAAAGCCUCAUGACACUGGAGUUUCAGCUGGUCAGCCAGAUAGAGGAUAGCAUCCUAAAGUUUGACCAAAACAUCUCAGACAUGGUUGGAAACUUCAGCGAAACUGUAGCCAGCAUAUUUGUUCAGUUUCGGGAUAUGGAAGACAGUUAUCAUCAGAAGGUGAAACAAAUUGCUGUUGCAACUCUGGAGAAAGUGGCCGAAGGGAACCUGGACGAGGACCUGCCAGAUCAUGUUGCAGUGCUGUUUACAGAGAAAGAUGCAGUGAUGGACGCUGUGGCCACCAGCCAUGACAACCACCUGCUGAAGAUCAGUGAGCGAGAGACCCGGCUGGUCGGAGGACUCAGUGGCUGGAAAGUGACCCUCAUUAAAGGGAUUCAAGACAAAGAGCUCAAGCAGAACCGCACACGCAUCUCGGACAUCCAGAGAUAUACGGAGCAUUUAAAGGAGCAGCUGGAGGAGUUGUUGUUGCAGAGUCAGUAAUAUGUUGGCCAAAAAUGACAACCUGACUGGACAAACAUGGCAAAUUUUGCUGUGUACAAGUAUUUAUGUCUUUAAUAAUAUCUGUAUUUGUAUUAUAUGCAACUAAAAAUGUGAGCCAAAAUUUUGCCUGUUGCUGUAUUUAGCUCUUGAGAU